Messenger RNA from Cyprinodon variegatus (sheepshead minnow), 1966 nucleotides. RefSeq names its product mesenchyme homeobox 1 (gene meox1). Gene Ontology annotation, molecular function: DNA-binding transcription factor activity, RNA polymerase II-specific; RNA polymerase II cis-regulatory region sequence-specific DNA binding. The record is from RefSeq and is a predicted model, not a curated record. Gene Ontology annotation, cellular component: nucleus. Gene Ontology annotation, biological process: positive regulation of transcription by RNA polymerase II. Bases 413 to 1051 code for a protein of 212 amino acids. The transcript has 2 exons. Lineage: Eukaryota; Metazoa; Chordata; Actinopteri; Cyprinodontiformes; Cyprinodontidae.
UAUGUGUUUAAAAAGGAGGAGGGCUCGCUUGUCAUGAAUGCCUCAGAAGAGUUGUGAAAACAACCAGCCGAAGAAGGGAGUCACGCAGUUGCAGAUGCAGCUCCCACGCUGAGACACACAGUCAGGUCCUUCAGGGAAAGAGUGUGAGAGAGUGUGAGCAGAAACGCUGGGGGACUGCCAAAGAGAGAGCGCUGUCACUGGAAGGCAUCUAUCCUCACACUUUCUGGGCUGUAAAAGAAUCAUCAGCCUCUGACAGAAGUUAGAAUUCUGCAGCAGAUGAAAUGAGAGCUUUGAUAAGUUAUAUGUAGGCAAAAAGGAAAAAAAUACAGGUUUCCAGUUUUAGUUUGCUUUCAGAGGAGGCUUUGAGCUCAAGAAGAACUCUUAAGAUUGAGUGAAGUCCUUCUGCAUUACCAUGGAUCAGCCAGCCAGCAGCUGCAUGCGGAGCACCCAUCCUAGCAACCCCAUCUGGGGGUGCAUGAGGAACCCCCACUCUGGGGUCCCAGGAAGCAACCUGCAGUCGCCCUACCAACAGGGCCCCUUCUCCAUGCACCAAAAACCUGAGUUUCUGGCCUACACGGACUUCUCCACUUCCUGCUUGGUGCCAAGCGCGCCCCAUGCAGCCUACCCUCGUGACGAAAGACUCUAUCAAGACAGCCACGGCGGUUACCCAAGAGGCGACUGGCAGUUCAACCCCUGUGACACCCGGUCGAGAUCGACCGAUGCCUGCCCGUCUGCUUCAGCUGCGGUUGUGGGCACUGGAAGUGGAGGAGGUCCUGAGCUGGAGAGCGUGGGGACCGAAAGAUUGCCGGGCAGCAUGCAACCUGGGUCUCUGGAUGGAGAAUACUCACCCCAGAGCGUGGCUUCAGUUGACUCAGACAAGAAGAGCUCAAACAAAAGGAAGAGAGAUGUCACAGUUUCCUACAUGCAGGUUAAAGUUUGGUUUCAGAACAGGCGGAUGAAGUGGAAGAGAGUGAAGGGAGGACAAUCGGCUUCGCCCAACGACCUGGAAAAUGAUGACAUUGACUCGGCUGCUUCGCCCAGCUCUGAAUGAUGGAGGCCAGCCCUGUAGGAAAUUACAAAAAAAGGAAGCAACUUGAUCAGCUGGACGUGGACACAAUAUUUGGUUAAUUGUGUGGAAAGUUGGCUGAAGGAAACGUUAAUUUUUCAGACUUCUUUUUUCAAUUAUCCCCUUGGAAAAGGAAAAAAAAGACUGAGAAAAGGUUUUACUGUUUUCUGAUGUACAUAGUUGACGUAAUGAGCCCUUUUUGACAAUUUACUGAUAAACACUCAGACUGACAGCCGCUCUUUUUUUGCUCUGACUGUUUAAAUAUGAAUGAAACUUGAGCCCAGUGUGGGUCGGUGACAGACAGAAGCUUUUGGUGUCUCGAUGUCAUAUCAACUGUGUGUUUGGAAACAUACCAUCUCAUUUCAGUAUUGUUAGCACAGCCUUUGAUGCUUGACUAUAACCACCUGGAAAAACUUUGUGUUCUUGUGUUGCCAAGUCCUAAGUGCCUCCAAGUCAGGCGUUCUUUAAAUAAUUUGUCAGUUUCUUCUUUUGCAUAUGAUUUUUUUCCCCAAGUCUUUUUAUUGCUCCUUUUAUACAAUUUGAAUGCCAUUGAUAAAACACAGAUGUUGACUUUUUCUACAAAAAGAAUAAAUCUUUUGCAAACCGGGUAACAUAAACUGAUUUCUUCCAUCUGCGACUUCUCUGAGUUAUGGCUGAGCGCUUGGUAUAGAGUUUAUUUUUGGCUGAACAAUUUAUUUUAGACAGUUUGGUGAAGAAAUAAGAGCAUUUAUCAUUAAAAGUUAUGAAGAGGUAUUAAAGAGCAAGUUAGAGGGAAUUAGCCCCAACAUUAGUGAGACUCCACUAAAAUACAGUCCUCUUAAAUUUCUGUACCCCAUUAAAACCUCCGUAUGUUAACAAAUAACCUGAAUUAUUUUUUGGAGGAACUUUGCAUGACAAACC